Anoplopoma fimbria (sablefish) is the source of this 4489-nucleotide messenger RNA. Its product is annotated as long-chain fatty acid transport protein 2. The record is from RefSeq and is a predicted model, not a curated record. Bases 185 to 2041 code for a protein of 618 amino acids. Gene Ontology annotation, molecular function: long-chain fatty acid-CoA ligase activity; long-chain fatty acid transmembrane transporter activity. Lineage: Eukaryota; Metazoa; Chordata; Actinopteri; Perciformes; Anoplopomatidae. The transcript has 10 exons.
GCUCGAAGCUGGCCCGGCCGCACACAGUGGAGCUCAUUGGCUGUCACCACGCUCUGUGGAUUUGCAUAAUGAGAGGGGCCAUCAGCUUGACCGCAGGUUUCCUGAAGCCAGGCCGAUCGCAGCCUUGUUGUUGAAGGUGCGCAGUCUCGCAUGGAGGCGAGCUGUGUUGUGUUUUUACGUUAAGAUGAUCACCCUGGUGUUCAGCAGCGUCCUAGCAGGACUGCUGGCUCUCCUUCUCUACCAGAGGAUGGCUUACCCCUUCUUCUGGGUGGAUUUGAUGUAUUACUUGAAACUUCGGAGCUACGGAAAGACGUUGCGGGCUCGAAUGCAGCAAGGGAUCGUCACGUACCUCGACUGUUUCCUCCACCAGGCGAAGAAGAACCCGAACAAGCCCUUCAUCGUCUUCGAGAAACAGACCCUGACGUACCGGGACGUGGACAGGAGGAGUAACCGGUUUGCGAACGCGUUCAGGACGGAGGGCUCUCUGAAACAAGGAGACAUUGUUGCGCUGUUGAUGUUCAACGAGCCGGACUUUAUUUGCGCGUGGUUGGGGCUGUGCAAAGUGGGCUGCUCGGUCGCCUUCCUCAACGUCAACAUUAAGGCCAAGUCUCUGCUUCACUGCUUCCGGAGCUGCGGAGCCAGGACGCUUGUCGUCGGCGCAGAUUUGGUGCGUUUGGUGGAGGAGGUGAUGCCUGAUCUGAAGAAGGACAACAUGGCCGUGUGGGUGGUGGAUCACACCUCACCUUCUGAAGAUUUUAGCACUUUACUCGAUAAGGUGGAACGCAUGUCUGGAGAAAACUUAAGUGCCCUUCCGAAAGUUGACAUCAUGUCGAACUUUCUCUUCAUUUUUACUUCAGGCACCACAGGUCUCUCCAAGGCGGCCCGUGUAGGUCACAUGAAAGCCAUUGUGAGCAUGGCCUUCCUUCAUAUGUGCGGAGCCACAUCCGAUGACGUCAUCUACAUCACUCUUCCUCUUUACCACAUGUCUGCUUCCCUAUUGGGGAUCGGAGGAUGCAUACACCUCGGUGCAACGUGUGUGUUGAAAAAGAAGUUUUCCGCCAGUCAGUUUUGGAAGGACUGUGUGAAACACAAUGUGACGGUGGUGCAGUACAUAGGAGAGCUCUGUCGGUACCUGUUCAACCAUCCGGCGGUUCCAGAGGAGAAGACUCACUGUGUUCGGCUGGCGGCAGGAAGUGGUCUCAGGUCAGAUGUUUGGAGGGAGUUUGCCAAACGCUUCGGAAGAAUCAAGAUCAGAGAGGGUUACGGCUUGACUGAGGCCAGCGUUGGCUUCCUGAACUACACCGAUGAGGUCGGACCAAUCGGGAGGGCAAGCUAUUUCAACAAGCUUUCAAUGCCCUUUGAGCUCCUGAGAUAUGAUCCACAAACAUACGAGCCGGUCCGCACUGACUCUGGAAGAUGCAUACGAGCACCAAUAGGAGAGGCAGGGAUCUUGGUGGCUCCUCUGACUGCUAUGAACCAGUUCUUGGGUUACGCUGGGAACCGGGUCCAGUCUGAGAAGAAGCUGCUCAGGGGUGUGUUUAAAGCUGGGGAUGUGUAUUUCAACACGGGGGACCUCCUGCUCCAUGAUCACAGGGACUUUCUCUACUUCCAUGACCGCAUCGGAGACACCUUCAGGUGGAAAGGAGAGAACGUGUCCACUACAGAGGUGUCCGAGGUUUUAGGUCUUCUAGAUUUUAUCCAGGAGGCCAACAUCUACGGAGUCACUAUCCCAGGAUAUGAAGGUCGGGCAGGUAUGGCCGCUGUCGUCUUUAAACAGGAUCACAAAUUAGAUGGAAGAAAACUCUACAACCAUUUGAUAAAAUCCCUUCCUGCAUACGCCUGGCCGUGGUUUCUCAGAGUACAGACCUCUCUGGAUGUGACGGAGACCUUCAAGCAGCAGAAGGUGAAGCUGGUCCAGGAGGGUUUUAAUCCAGAGGUCGCCAAGGAUCUUCUGUAUUUCUUAGAUGUCUCUCAGAAGGACUAUAUUCCUCUGACUGCAAGUCUGUAUCACGACAUCGUGUCUGGAAAGAUCCAUUUAUAAACAUUCCCCGUUCAUCAUGGUAUUUAAAACUCCAGGAUUUGAUUUUUUUAUUUUAAGGUCACAAAUUGAUUGGAUUUUAAGUUUAAACAUGUUUCUUUGUCAGCACUUACAGCUACGCCAUUGUUACACUAUGGGUAUUUGUUAAAUGGUCUGUACUUGUACAGAUCUUUUCUACAUUACAUUACAGUCAUUUAGCAGACGCUUUUAUCCAAAGCGACUUACAAUCAGUAGUAUAUUACAUAUCAUUCACCCAUUCACACACUGAUGACAGGCUACCAUGCAAGGUGCCACCAUCAGACUCUAACUAACAUUCAUGCAACAUCCAGUCCACACCGAUGGCAAGCCUUCGGGAGCAACUUGGGGUUAAGUGUCUUGCCCAAGAACACAUCGACUGCCGAAGCCGGGUAUCGAACCACCGACCCUCUGAUUGGAGAACUACCUUGCUCUCCACUACGCCACAGCCGCCCUAGUCUUCCGUCCACUCAAAGCGCUUUAACACUACAUGUCAUCAUUCACCCAUUCAUACACUGAUGACAAGGGCUAAGUUGGGGUUAAGUGUUUUACCCAAAGACACAUCGAGAUGGACUGCCAGAGCUGGUGAUCGAACCGCCGACCCACUGAUUGGAGACCCCUGCUCGCCACUGAGCCACAUUAGCCAUUACUGUGUUGACUAUUUAGUAUGUUCUUAUAUAAAUAAUGAAAGAGAAUUUAAGUAUUUUUUGACCAAACUUAAGCAAAAGUAAGAUUCUUACUUAAGUUACUUCUUCAGUGUGAAUUUUCAAACAGUGGCCAGAACCUUUAUUUACCUCAGCGUAGCUGGCUUUUAUUAGAAACAGCGUCAUAUCAGAGACGGGUGUUUAUUUCUCAUUUGCUCUGUUUUAUAGGAAGCCUUACCAUGUUCUGGUUUGCUUGUGUUUUAAUUAGCCGCAAACUCAACACUUCCUACAUGUUUACAUCUUUUUAAAUUCAGAACUAUUUAUCAUAUGUACAUUUUGACACCACUAACUCCAUCAGUCAUUCCAUCUCACCAUGCCGAUGCUCUCACUUUCUCUUUUUAAUAGAAAUGUUGUUUUUAAUACCUUUUUCCACCUUUCACAUUAAAGAGCAAUGUGCAUUUUGAAAGUCUUACUGAAUUUAUCCCUAAUGUUGCAUGGAUAUUUUGAUUUGACAAGUUCAUUUAUGAUUUUGUAUGUUUUUUUCACCAGCCAUCUGGGCAGGAACUCAGAUCGUAGGCAUUGUGUCAGUUGGUUUCCACGACAGUUCACUCUGUGUGCAGUUGUGGUUCGUGGCAGUUGUCAUAUAUACAAACGUACAUAUAUACACACACAAACACAACGACAAUUAAAGAUUUAAAGUUUGGAAUUGCCUGCCACAAAUAAUUGAUUUGGUCCAAUCAGUCUGAGAGGACCAGAAGAGUGGGGGUGUUGACGGAUUCGAUGAUAACUGUGAUCUUUUUAAAAAAUAAAUAUUGCUAUCAUGUUGAUAAUACACAUAUGAUAAUAUUGUGACAAUAAAUCCAGCCAGCGCUUCUUACAGUCUGGUUACAGACUCUCCCUCUGCCUUCACUUUUUGGACUUAAAUUAAUUUGCCAAAAGAUAAACAAAAUGCACAAUAACAAAAAGAUAAAGAUUAAUUUGGCUAAUAGCAUUAUUAUUUUUUUACAAACAUCUAUAGAUAUCGCAAUAAUAUCGUUAUCGUGAGUUAUUUUUGCCACGAUAAUAGUUUAGUGAAAAUCUGAUAUUGUGAAGUGAAGAUGACAUGACUGUUGUUGUAUAAUAGAAUUACAUUGAUUUUUUUUUGUGCAGACAUUCAUGUAAAACUUCAUGCUACUUGCCUCUUCAAGGCCCAAGCGAAAUUGAGUUUUCUUCGAAGAACGGGUUAGAUACAUUAAUACCUCAUAUCAAGUAUAAAGGAGCUUCAGUAUGAAUUAUAUCUAAGUAUAAAGAGAAAACAGAAUUAAAAAUGAAACUGCUCUACACAUGGAAGCGUUAUAGCAAUAGUCUCAGGAUCAAAAUUUUGGAACGUUAUUUUUUUAAAUCACUGUACACAAAACAACGUUGAUACACUCCAACCUCGUGGAAAGGUUUUUUCUUUUGUAUGGGAAUAUUUCAUAUUUGAACACUAUUGAAAAUAGCUUUUAAUAACUCUAGUUCAGCCUGCAGAUUUGUGAAGAAUUCACAAGCCUUUAAUUUGUUUUGCCAGUCUUUACAUGAAGUGCACCCUUUGCAGAGUGAGUGAGUCUUGUGCAAAAUACCUGAUGUAUGUAACUGUAAAGCCUAUCCUCAAUAGUGUGUACCAUCUUUUGACCUGGACAUGUAAGUAAUUAGUCAGUUGAUUCUUAACAUCUCUGUAUAUUUUCAGAUUAACAGUAAAGGUUCUGUCAACAUUAUCCAUAAUAAAAAAUAUAUUUCCCUAUGUAUGCUAAUUUGAUGUCACGUAGAAGGAUUG